Molecule: messenger RNA, 4099 nt
Organism: Nerophis ophidion (straightnose pipefish)
Lineage: Eukaryota; Metazoa; Chordata; Actinopteri; Syngnathiformes; Syngnathidae
Product: zinc finger protein 568-like
Exons: 6
Coding region: 251-3394 (1047 amino acids)
Biological process (GO): regulation of transcription by RNA polymerase II
Cellular component (GO): nucleus
Molecular function (GO): RNA polymerase II cis-regulatory region sequence-specific DNA binding; DNA-binding transcription factor activity, RNA polymerase II-specific
Source: RefSeq, a predicted model, not a curated record
GGCUCGCCUGUGUUAUCAUCACGUGAUCUCUUCCGGUUCACUUCGCGCGAGAGAAUAUGAGAGACUCACAGAAAGAAGCGCGAUGAAGUUGUGUUCUAUUUUCCACAGUUACCGAUGUUUUGUUUCCCGGUGCUGUGAGGCAUUGUACUGAACCAUCCUUAAAAUAAACCAUCAUCUUUCUUUUAUAUUCAACUUGAGUAUUCAUUGAAGAUGAGUGAAGAAAGAAGAAACCCAACAAUGGCCAUAAGAUAUGAACGCUCGUCAAGAAGAACGUCCCCUUCAGCAGCAGGAGGAUCCACAGCCCCCCCACAUUAAAGAGGAAGAGGAGGAAGUGUGGAUCAGUCAGGAGGGAGAGUGUCCUGUAGGGCAGGAGGAGGCUGAUGUUAGCAAGUUUCCACUGACUGUUGUCUCUGUGAAGACUGAAGAGCAUGAAGACAAACCACCUGAGUCCUCACAGCUUCAUCACAGUCCAAACGUCCAGCAGGUGUCAGCAGAGAGUCAUGAAGAUAUUCCCUCCAAGCAGCAGGAGUGGAGCUCCAGUGUGGGACAGAAGGAGCUACAGGCCCCCUCCCACAUUAAAGAGGAAGAGGAGGAACUGUGGAAGCAGCUUCAAAGGUUGGUGGAGGAUAAUGAUGAAGAUGAAGCUCAGUCCUUACAGCUUCAUCACAGUCAAAGUGAGGAGAACAGAGGGGCGGAGCUUGUAAGUCAACACAUCACAGAAGCUGAUGGAGAGCAUUGUGAAGAUAUAAAGUCGGAACCAGACAGCAUCUUUGCUCCACUGUCAGACAUGGACCACAUGAUGUCACACUCUUCUGAUCACAGUGACCACAUUCAAGAACCUUUGGAGAGUGAAAAUGACUCUAAAGGUGAUACGAGACAUCACACUAACAACAAAGACUCUGACUGCUCUGAAUGUGGGAAAUCAUUUAGACUGAAGAGUGAUUUUACAAGACACAUGAGAAUACAUACUGGAGAGAAACCUUUUACUUGCUCUGUUUGUAAGAAAAGUUUCUCCACAAAGCAACACAUGACCACACACAUGAGAACACACACCGGAGAGAAACCUUUUACUUGCUCUGUUUGUAAGAAGAGUUUCUCCGUUAAGCCUGCCAUGACCAGACACAUGAGAACACACACCGGAGAGAAACCUUUUACUUGCUCUGUUUGUAAGAAGAGUUUCUCCGUUAAGCCUGCCAUGACCAGACACAUGAGAACACACACUGGAGAGAAACUUUUUACUUGCUCUCUUUGUAAGAAGAAUUUCUCCAGAAAGUCUAACAUGACCGAACACAUGAGAACACAUACUGGAGAGAAACCUUUUACUUGCUCUGUUUGUAAGAAGCGUUUCUCCACAAAGCAGCAUAUGAUCACACACAUGCAAACACAUACUGGAGAGAAACCUUUUACUUGCUCUGUUUGUAAUAAGUGUUUUUCCAGAAACCCUGACAUCUCCAUACACAUGAGAACACACACUGGAGAGAAACCUUUUACUUGCUCUGUUUGUCAGAAGAGUUUCUCCACAAAAUCUAACAUGACCUCACACAUGAGAACACAUACUGGAGAGAAACCUUUUACUUGCUCUGUUUGUAAGAAGACUUUCUCCACAAAGCCUAAGAUGUCCGCACACAUGAGAACACAUACUGGCGAGAAACCUUUUACUUGCCCUGUUUGUAAGAAGCAUUUCUCCACAAAGCUUGUCAUGACCAGACACAUGAGAACACACACUGGAGAGAAACCAUUUAGUUGCUCUUUUUGUAAGAAGUGUUUCUCCAGAAAGCCUGACAUCUCCACACACAUGAGAACACACACUGGAGAGAAACAUUUUACUUGCUCUGUUUGUAAGAAGAGUUUCUCCACAAAGUCUAAGUGUUGUGAUUGUGUGAAAAUGUGCGAAAGAACUAUAGCAAAGUAUGAGGAGGAACUUUGUCUUACAAAAGAGGAGAAGGAGCGACAACAUCAACUACUGGACGCUGUUUUCAAGAAACAUCAAGUUGUGUUACACAGAACAGACAUCCAGCAGCCUCCUCACAUUAAAGAGGAAGAGGAGGAUCCACAGCCCCCCCACAUGAAAGAGGAAGAGGAGGAAGUGUGGAUGAGUCAGGAGGGAGAGUGUCCUGUAGGGCAGGAGGAGGCUGAUGUCAGCAAGUUUCCACUGACUGUUGUCUCUGUGAAGACUGAAGAGCAUGAAGACAAACCACCUGAGUCCUCACAGCUUCAUCACAGUCCAAACGUCCAGCAGGUGUCAGCAGAGAGUCAUGAAGAGAUUCCCUCCAAGCAGCAGGAGUGGAGCUCCAGUGUGGGACAGAAGAAGCUCGAGACCACUCAUAUAGAGGAAGAAGAGGAACUGUGGGAGCAGCUUCCAAGGUUGGAGGAGGUUAAUGACGAAGAUGAUAUAAAGUCAGAACCAGACAGCAUCUUUGCUCCACUGUCAGACAUGGACCACAUGAUGUCAGACUCUUCUGAUCACAGUGACCACAUCCAAAAACCUUUAAAAAGUAAAAAUGACUCUGAAGGUGAUACGAGACAUCACACUAACAACAAACACUUUGACUGCUCUGAAUGUGAAAAAUCUUUUAGACAUAAGAGUAAUUUUACAGUACACAUGAGAACACAUACUGGAGAGAAACCUUAUACUUGCCCUGUUUGUAAGAAGAGUUUCUCCAGAAAGCAAUACAUGUCCACACACAUGACAAUACAUACUGGAGAGAAACCUUUUACUUGCUCUGUUUGUAAGAAGAGUUUCCCCAGAAAGAAUGACAUGACCACACACAUGAGAACACAUACUGGAGAGAAACCUUUUGCUUGCUCAAUUUGUGCUAAAAGAUUCAACGCUAAGAGUAUCAUGACAUUACACAUGAAAAUACACACAGGUGAGAAACCUUUCACUUGCUCUGUCUGUAAGAAGAGCUUCAUCAGAAAGCAUCACAUGACCACACACAUGAGAACACACACUGGAGAGAAACCUUUUACUUGCUCUGUCUGUAAGAAGAGUUUCUCCAUGAAGCCUGACAUGACCACACACAUGAGAAUACAUACUGGAGAAAAACCUUUUACUUGCUCUGUUUGUAAGAAGAGUUUCUCCACAAAGCGUAACAUGACCACACACAUGAGAACACACACUGGAGAGAAACCUUUUAUUUGCUCUGUUUGUAAGAAGAGUUUCUCCAGAUGGCAACACAUGACCACACACAUGAGGACACACACUGGUGAGAAACCUUUUCCUUGCUCUGUUUGUAAGAAGAGUUUCUCCAUGAAGCCUGACAUGACCACACACAUGAGAAUACAUACUGGAGAGAAACCUUUUACUUGCCCUGUUUGUAAGAAGAGUUUCUCCAGAAAGCAAUGUGUGACCAAACACAUGAGAACACACAAUGGAGAGAAACCGUUUGUGUGAUAAAACAAUCAGGUUUAAGUAUCAGGUCAGUAGACACAAGUGUGUAACAGUCAUGGAAGCUGCAGGGAUGUAAAAACACUCAAACGGUGAUUGUGCUAAAUGUACUUUAAAAACACAGCAUGUUUAAUAUGAACGUAUAUUUUAUGUUCAAUGUUGUGCUUCUUAUCUUCUACUCUUAUAUGUUGUCCUGGAAUGACUUUUUAAGUUGUGUGCAUUUAUUGAAUAUUAUAUAUGUUGCUAAAUUUUUAUUCUAUUUUCCCAUUGUUAAAGAGAGGUCAUCUUAUUUUUUAUUUUUUUUUCCAACACAUUUUCUCCAUUGCACUUUAUUGAUGUUAUUUUCCAAUUAAAAGUAUGAAUUAAUAACAUUGUUAAAAAAAUUUGGACCCUAAGUUCGGACACAGAUUCAUCGUCAUCGUCAUGGUCAUCAUCAUCAUCAUCAUCAUCAGAAUACUGGAUGAAACUUUAACAUUACUUUUUUUAAUAUAAGUGUGACCUCAAUAUUCCUCGAUAAUAAGACUAAAAAUAGAGAUUUAAGUACCAUAUUAGAGUGCCUCUUAUAGAUCUACCUCGCCACAUUGUGAGAAGUGGGGGCUAGCAGUUGCAUGUUUUUAUCAUGUUUUAGCAGCGAGGAAGACAGCAUUUGUUUUUACUUUUUUGUCAGAUUCAAGUUUUAAUGUUCUUUUCAUUAAUAAAUUAAUCACUAUG